Molecule: messenger RNA, 723 nt
Organism: Cotesia congregata
Lineage: Eukaryota; Metazoa; Arthropoda; Insecta; Hymenoptera; Braconidae
Source: the annotation of a GenBank genome assembly
AUGUUACAAUUUACUCGAACAUUUAUCUGUCAUAAAUAUGCUUUCGAUGAAAAUUCAAUAAAUACUCUUAAAGAAAAUUUUAACAUUUACUUGAAUCGAUUUUUAGCCUACAUCAGAACCCACAAACCUGUACUAAAUAUUAAAGAAGAAAUUCAUUUUGCAAUAUUCUUAAAAACACUUUUUAAAAUAGUGAUUAUAAUUACACGACCAAAUGAACCAGAGUCAAUUUGCAAUGAAAUUGACAAUAUGAAUUCUUCAUAUAUCUGCUAUACAAUGCUUUAUGAUGAAUGUAGAAAAUUUUUUGAUCUUUCGGAAAAAAUUAACGAAGUUAAGCUCGAAACAGCGGACUGGACUCUCGAUUCUUGGGGUAAACAUUAUUGGAAUUUUCUCCAUGCUCUCUCCAUUCUUGUUCAAUACUGCUACCAAACAAAAUGUGAUGAAUUGCUUCACAAUUAUGUGGCUGCUCUUAUUCUCAAUUUUGAUUUGAUUUUACCGUGUAAUACUUGUCGCGAAAAUUAUAAACUGAAGAAGCCACUGAUUAAUUUAUCAUUGCCUAUUAUCUACAGCAAAGACGUCAUUUUCGUCUUAUACAAUUUGCACAACAAUAUUCGUGUGACAAAUGGAUUAGAAAAGUUUCCCUUUGAUCAAUUUCUUAAUAGUUGGAAUAUAAAGUUAUUGGAUGCUGAAACAAAGACAGUAAAUGCACGCUAUUUAUUGGAAUAA